This is a messenger RNA of Ciona intestinalis (vase tunicate), 2265 nucleotides long. The record is from RefSeq and is a predicted model, not a curated record. NCBI's taxonomy places the organism in Eukaryota, Metazoa, Chordata, Ascidiacea, Phlebobranchia, Cionidae.
AGCGAGCAAAUGACAAGGCGACAUACCGAAUGCCAAACGUGUGUGGAAACUGGUCGAGUAUAUUGCCUGUAUAUCUUAAGCACUGAACUACUAGCGAGCAAAGAUAUCAAGUUUCUUCUGUCUCCAAACGAGAAAGGCUUCAGAUUGAAGCAAAACAGACUUUAUUUAACGGCGAUAUUGCCGAGCGUGGGUACGAUUGAAGAGGUGGUAAUGUAAAGUGGUUGACAGUUAGUGACUGUUCUAUUAUAAUUCAAUUUACAUAGAUUGGAGCUCGGUAGUUAACCGUUCUGUUCAUACAGUCCAAGCGUAGUAUACUGCCAUUGAUAACUCAGGCGUAUGAUUAUAAUUGUGCGUUCACUGUGAGGGUUGUAGUGUCACAAGUUGUUUUCGUUACGCGCUGGUAAGCAGUGGCUCAAGAGUACUACUUAAACUUUGAUGGGAUUAUUAUUGUGUUGGCAUUAAAGAAGAAAAAUGCAGUGUAGUGCUACAACUCUGGUUUUGACGCUUCUUAGUAUGUCAGGCAGCAUCAUGUACAUUGCAUGUGGGUACAUGGCUCUUGAACAGACUCUCGCACUUUUCAAAGAAUAUGGGCCACUAAAAGAUAGGGGUAACCCCGCCUUGGACCCUCCACCAGUCUACAUAUACAAUGCCCAAACCGGGAUCUACGGCCCUAUGAACUACAACCAGAGAGGAAAUUUAGUUCCACAAGUGUUCGCUGGUAUACAAUAUUACCUCAUAGCCCUCGGCGUCUUCAUGCUUAUUAACUGCACCGUCUUCAUGGUGGAUUCAGUGAGGAGUAAAAAAGCAGUCAAGGACCGAACUUAUCAGGGGAAAAGAACUGGUCUUUCCCGCAUCAGUUGUACAGGAUGGUUAGCCAGUUACUCUGCUUUUCUGGCGCUUAUGUGGUUUGUGAUGGCCUGCUUUGGUGUAAUACCACUACUCGAAUUUCGAAUCACCAUGCAGCGCUGUUGGGACUUAGCUAACCCGAACUGGAGCCCUGGAACCGCUCAAAGAAUUUGUAUUGAUCUGGUGCAGUAUGGGUUGGUGUUCUUUAAAGAGACACAAGACACUGGCUACGGGUUGAUAUGUGGACCAAGUAACAAUCUGCUUUACCCUGAUGGGAAUUUGGAAGGAUUUUGUGCCAAUUAUUAUCCUGUGUUCACCCUGUACGUCGUGUCAUUUGCCGGUGCUGCUAUUACUAUGAUGAGUAUGAUUUUGUUCGCCCUACGUCACGCGUCCAACUUUGUAUACCUCAAAGUCCGUCGAUGGGAAAAUCCCCUUGGUCCCCCUGGAGGUAAAAAAGCCCCAAAAGGACCCCACCCCCAUGGGUAUGACGACCGCCCAUACACUACCAACAGUCUACAGAACCCUAAUUACGAGCACAACGUACUGCUGGUAGACCCGGAUCGUAUGCCAGAUGACAUUAGCCUUAACCCGUAUAGCUUGCAGCCAGGCGAUGACGUGAUGGAUAUGAAGCAACGAUACUUUGACCGGGCGGACGGUGACCACAGGGCCUAUGAUAAACGGCGUUCCAGCCGAAGUUCAUCGUCUUACGCGGACGAGAAACCGCUCACGUACGACUCCAAGCGACGAUCUCGUCGUCGUAGUCACGAUAGCCGUGAAACUCCACGACGUAGACGCAGUGACGUCAGCGACGAAUCAUAUGAUCACGGCUCACGACACCCAACAAGUCGAAGCCAUCGAGGAUCGAAAUCACGUGAUCUCUCUACCGCAAGCGAAAACGGUGACGUCAUGAAAGGCACGGGAUCAAGCGACGAAUACGAGCGCUCUAGCGCCCCAUACCGACCGAAACCUUUGCGACGGAAAUCAAAGGGCGCGAAGAGCAACCCAGAGAUUUACAAGCAGUCCAGUCGUCGUCGGAAAAGGUCAAGUCAUAGAAGAGACGAGUCCGAUUCCCCUCCCAGCGAUUAUUACUUACAGGAAGAUUUAAAACGCCGCAGUUCGACUUUCAACGAUAGAAGCAGAAGUGUCGUAUAACGACAACCCCGCAGUCAAACACAAACGAUAAUUAUGUUUGAAUAUCUCAUUCGAAACACAACAUUAUUUCAAGCUACAGCGCACAGUAUUAUAUCUGAGCACCCAUUUCAACCAAGCGCGUACAAUUCUGGUUUUGUAUAUCCUUCGCAUGAUUUUAGUAAACGUUUCACGUUACAGUGUGUUUCCUACCAUGCCGUAUUCGCAUUCGCAAUGAAAGAUAUGUACAAAAUAAUUCAUUCCGCUUCGUAAUUAAACAAAGACAAUGAA